Molecule: messenger RNA, 460 nt
Organism: Mycena citricolor
Lineage: Eukaryota; Fungi; Basidiomycota; Agaricomycetes; Agaricales; Mycenaceae
Source: the annotation of a GenBank genome assembly
GUGAUCGCUACUGGUCAUAUCUCCACUGCGCGGUAUUGUCUGCGACAUGAUGACACACCAAGAGACCGUGAUCCGAAUACACUCGCCAUCAGUUGCGAAGUUUGACCGAAGUUUGACCGCCAGGCCAGAUUUGGAAGGUGCUCCUAUCUCUAGACUUACUCUUAUCCUUUCGUGAUUCAUCACAAGUCGUUGCUCGCUGCUCAAAUCUCCGGCUAGUCAAGUAUAUCGUCCUUGUCGCAUCGCUUGACCUGAUUCGUAUUCUGUCUUGAUUGAGGCCGCGAGUACAGGUGAAUGGUGAAGGAAACUUGUUCGAAGUCCGACUGAGCUAUAGGAUCUGAGCUUUACCCAACAACACGAUUGACGCGGAGCCCCCCUUAACUCAGCGCCAGUCGUCUUGUUGAAACAGGGCUCGUGGGUAUAGAAACAAUCACAUGGCCACUUUUCACGGUCGUGUUUUGUG